This is a messenger RNA of Triticum dicoccoides, 1982 nucleotides long. RefSeq names its product plastidal glycolate/glycerate translocator 1, chloroplastic-like. The record is from RefSeq and is a predicted model, not a curated record. NCBI's taxonomy places the organism in Eukaryota, Viridiplantae, Streptophyta, Magnoliopsida, Poales, Poaceae. The transcript is spliced from 8 exons. Bases 111 to 1709 code for a protein of 532 amino acids.
AUCGAACACAACACCGAAAAGUCUUUCAGGUUCGCAUCAGUGGCAGCCAGCCCUGCUGCUUCCGUCUCCGUUUCUGCUUCUGCUCCACUCCACUGGCCGGCCGGUCGUUCAUGGCCGCGAUGAUGGGGAUCUCCGCUUUGCGCUCCCACCACCCGCUCCCCCUGUCGACCGCGCGCCCGGCCACGGCUCUCCCCCGCGCCACGUCGCCGACGUCGCACCAACCCAGCUCGCUCACGCCUCUACGAUGCCGAUGCCGAUGCCGACGCAGCCUCCCCCAUUCUUGCUGCAGCUCCUCCCCUCGCGCCUCGCUCUCGCCAGGCGCCCCCGACUCGGCCGCUGCUUUCAUGGCAUUGGCUCCCAACAAUGCCGCCCUUCGCCACCGCCUCAUCGCCCCCAACUCCACCGCCGGCUCCGGAGACGCCGCCGCCACCGGAGGCCUGCCCAGCGUUGUUGGCAUCGCGCACCUGGCGGUGUCGCUGGGCAUCGUGCUGGCCACGGACAAGUACCUGAAGCAGGCGUUCGUGGCGGCGUCCAUCAAGUUCCCCAGCGCCCUCUUCGGCAUGUUCUGCAUCUUCUCCGUGCUCCUCGUCCUCGACACCGUCGCGCCGGCGCUGGCCAAGGCCUUCAUGGACUUCUUCGAGCCCGCCACGCUCUUCAUCCAGCGCUGGCUGCCGCUCUUCUACGUCCCCUCCCUCGUCGUCCUGCCCCUCGCCGUCAGGGACGUCCCGGCCGCCUCCGGCCUCAAGAUCUGCCUCAUCACAUUCGGUGGCUGGUUCGCCUCGCUCGCGGUGGCGGGGUACACGGCGCUCACCGUGAGGAAGAUCGUCAAGACGGAGCUCAUCGCGGCCGAGCCGAUGGGCAAGCCGUCCACCUUCGCGACGUUGGAGUUCUGGGCGUGGGGCGCCGUCUUCGUCGCCUCCUUCGCCACGGCGUUCGUGAACCCCACGGCGCUUGGCACCACGGCCAGGACGUGCCUCCCGUUCAUGCUCGCUUCCACUGUACUGGGAUACAUGGUUGGUUCUGGGUUACCGCCUGGUAUCAAGAAAUUGUUACACCCGAUCAUCUGCUGCGCGCUUUCCGCGAAUUUGUCGGCGGUCGCAUACGGGUACCUCUCCGGGUCCGGAAUCGAUGCUGCGCUAGGUGAUUACCUGACAAAGGUGCCAUCAAAUCCUGGAGCUGGUGACGUCCUGAUGGGCUUUCUUGGGUCUGUCAUCUUAUCAUUUGCCUUCUCAAUGUUCAAGCAGAGAAAGCUUGUGAAGAGGCACGCGGCAGAAAUUUUCACGUCGAUCGCGAUUGCGUCGACAUUCUCCCUGUACUCGACAGCCAUCCUAGGACGCCUGAUUGGGUUGGAGCCAACAUUGACCAUCUCGAUAUUGCCAAGGUGUAUAACCGUGGCGUUGGCUCUGAGCAUAGUCUCUUUCUUCGAAGGUGCAAACACUUCGCUGACGGCCGCCGUGGUUGUUCUGACGGGCCUGAUUGGCGCCAACUUUGUGCAAGCGGCCAUGGAUAAGCUUGGCCUCAACGACCCCAUCGCCAGAGGGAUCGGAACAGCUUCCAGUGCUCAUGGGUUGGGAACCGCGGCGCUGUCGGCCAAGGAGCCUGAGGCGCUCCCUUUCUGCGCCAUCGCCUACGCGCUCACCGGCAUUUUCGGCUCAUUGAUCUGCUCCUCUGCAGCCGUCAGGCAAAGCCUGGUGUUCAUAGCCGGCUGACACACAUAUACACUGGUAUACAGCAACAGCAACAGCUUGUGAUGAGUUUUUUUUUUCAUUUUAUAAAAGAAUGGUAAGUGCUUGGAGAACAAAAAUGCAAAAUUUCCUUGGCAUGUAGAGAUGGAUGGUUGCAACAAGUCAAGGCGUGAGUAGUACUCCCUGGCUUGUAUAGCUGCAAAAUGUUCGGUGAUUGCUUUUCUCCAUGCGAUUUUUCUUCUAAAGGAACAAGAGUAAUAGUCUGAUUGGUUUGGUGCCAACAAUUGGUUCUUGUCU